ACCUUUUCCGUCAUCGGUUUAGUAUUUAUAAUUUCAACUUGCUUGGCUCACAGAAGACAAAAAAAAUAGUUAAUCUGAAUAGCAAGUGUUGAUAUGGUGAUACAAUGGUGAAUGUAACUAAAGGAAUCCUUGUAGAAUGUGAUCCAGCUAUGAAACAGUUUCUUCUUCAUCUUGACGACACAGAAGCAUUUGGUCGCAAAUUCGUCAUCCAAGAUCUUGGUGAAAACUGCCUAUUCAUCUCAUCAGACAUUUUAGAAACAUUACAAGAUAAAAUUGAUGAUAUCAUGGAUAGACUUUCUUUUCCAUUAGCUGAAAAAUAACUCUGCUGAAAAGAAUAUUUCUCAAAUUUGUCAUUUCUUUUUUCUUUAUCUUUUUUUUUAUAUAUAAUAUGCAAUUGGAUAUUUUUUAUCCAUAAGAACAAUAAAAAUGAAAACAAAACUAUCCUGGAGCUGGAUUACAUCCAAAAGAUUAAUGAAAAUCAACAGUCCACUUUUUGAAGAGGGAAAUAUUAUUUGUUGCUUAGCAACAAAACAUGUUACUUACAAAGAGGAUGUGGAUGAUUUACUGGAAAGGAAACCAACAUUUAACUGUGGUGUAGGGACAUGUGACAAAUCCUUCCAGUCCUUAGCUGAAUAUGAAUCCCAUUACAACAGUAUCCAUAGAAACGUUUGCAGUAUCUGUAGAAGGUUUUAUCCAUCCAGUCACCUGUUAGAUAUUCAUCUGUUAGAAUGGCACGAUUCAAUGUUUGAAUUAAUGGCAGAAAAACAACACAUGUUUCAGUGUCUUAUUCCUACAUGCAGUAUGAAGUUAGCUAAUCGAAAACAAAGAAAAAAUCACAUGAUAAAGGUUCAUAAGUAUCCAAGCAACUUCAGGUUUGACAGAGAGAAGACAUCAAAUAAAAGUUCAAACACAAACAAAAAAGGCAAAGCAUCCAUAACCAUGGAAACACCAGUAAAUACCAGCAAAGAUAACAAACAGGAAUCACUAGAUAAAAUUCCAUGUGGAACAUCAACAGAAUCAACCUCUAUGGAAACAGAAAGGGAUAGCAGUAAUGACCUUGGGCUAAAACUGCAAGAUAGGAGUCUUCCAGGAACCUUGUCAGAAUCUGUGUCUAUGGAAACAGAAGUUGACAAAGAGAACAGACCGAAACUCAAGUUCAGCUAUAGAGUACCUCAGAAUUUUUCAUUUGGACAUGGUGUAUCUAAAGGAUUUCAGCGGUCAAGAGGACGAGGUCGUGGAAGUAAAGUGAAACAUUGGCACAACCAAUUACCAGAAAAUAAAAACACAGAAAUGGACAUUGAAAACAUAGAUAUGAAUGAUCUGAAUGAUGCUUUAAACACAACAUAGAAUACCUGUAACCUUUAAGAGGAUUAAUAAAAAUUUAACUGAACCAUGAUUGAUAUGUCUUUGUCUUGAAUGGCAUUACUAUACCCUUGUCCAUACAUUUAUUCUUCUAUUCAUCCACAUAUUGAUUUUUGGAAAACAAAGCACAAAGAAAAUUGAAAAAAAUCUAAUUUGGCAUUAACAUUAGAAAGAUCAUAUCAUAGGGAACAUGUGUACUAAUUUUCAAGUUGAUUGGACGUCAACUUCACCAAAAACUACCUGACCAAAAGCUUUAACAGACAGAUGGACAGACGCACGGAUGAAGUAUUUUAUAAAAUUUAUAUUUGUCCAGACUCUUAAUAAUUUUGAUGUAAUGUCUGCAGAUCUGAUUUUUGAGCACAACUAAAAUAAUUAUUUAAUUUUGAAUAUUACUUUGCACUGAUUGACUGACUUUUUCCAAUAAUGAGUAGGCAUUCAUGGGGUCCCUACAAACGUUAAGUAACAUAAAUUUUAAUUGGUGUCUGGUGGAUAUUAGUCUAAUUGGUCAAUCAUACCACAUGUUCUUAUUUUUUAUAUUAUUUGUUUGCUGUCUGAAACUCGUAUCUAAAUAUCCAUAUUUGUUUUAUUAGCUUUUGUUAUAUAUUGUAGGUAUGUUUGUUGCACAAAGCCACUUUUAUCUAAGGCUAAUUUUCAUGCUGAAUAUAUGUACAUUCAUAUUUAAAUUUGUUACCAAGAAAAACAAAGGAAUAAACCUGUCAUAUAUUUUC
This is a messenger RNA of Mytilus trossulus (common blue mussel), 2090 nucleotides long. Its product is annotated as zinc finger protein 511-like. The record is from RefSeq and is a predicted model, not a curated record. NCBI's taxonomy places the organism in Eukaryota, Metazoa, Mollusca, Bivalvia, Mytilida, Mytilidae. The transcript is spliced from 7 exons. The coding region runs from base 427 to 1347 and encodes 306 amino acids.